AUGGCAUUAUCUCGCAGCUCCAUUCAGGCAUUCGGCAACGCCGCUCUCCUGUUCGCGGUACAAAUACUGAUUCCUGCUGGUUUGGUUGUCGCGACACCCAAAUACUCGUGGUUGCGAUACUUUGGACUGGUGUUCAUCGGCUUCUCUGCUUAUCUAAUUUUCCAGCUGGCGCCGAGCCUCUCCAAUAGCAUCUUCCACAACAGUUUCGUGGCGUGCGAAGGGAUCCUCGUGGUCGCGCACUGUACUAACCUGCUUCUCAUCCUUCAGGACGGCGGCAUUACCUGGAGCGACAUCCAACGCCACAGCGGCAAAGCGGGGACAACGCCCGAUCCUUCGUCGGAUACAACCCCCUUCGUGCGCAAGCUGGUGCACGGAGCCCGCCUGGUCAUUAGUCUGCGGGGCGUGGAGACGGCAUGGGAGACCAAGAAUACCCCACAACAUCCCUCCUCGCUCGGCCACGGCGGCGGCAGCCGUACACGGUUCCUGAUCCGCCAGGGGUCCAUCUUGGCCUGGCAGUACCUGUUCCUCGAUGUCAUGCUUGAGGUCACCAUGCGCGAGCCACGCGAGAAUACGGACAAAUUCUACCGCCCCGGGAUAGAGUAUGAGUAUUGGAAUUUGACAGGGGAGCAAUGGUUCGUCAGGGCGUUCACUCCAUUUGUUUCCUGGUUUGUGGUCAGCCGCCUGCUUCUCGACUCGACUUGGCGCGCCCUAUCUAUUCUAUUUGUUGGAUCAGGUCUGGCCAGUCCCCGGAGUUGGCGGCCGCUGUUUGGGAGCAUGUGGGAGGCCUACACGCUGCGUAAUUUCUGGGGCAAGUUCUGGCAUCAAAUACUGCGCUGGCCUUUUACCUCCAACACAUACCUUCUCACCCGUCGAAUCCUGAAACUGCCGGUUCCCUCCCUCUUGGAGCGCUAUACCAACAACUUCCUCGUCUUCCUUUUAUCAGGCAUCCUGCAUGCUGUUUCGGCCAACAUUAUGGGUCUAUCGGCAGUGGAGUCUGGCUCCAUCCCUUACUUCUCAUCCUUCGCUCUAGGCAUAAUGCUCGAGGAUGGAGUCCAGGCCUUUUAUAACGAAAUUCACGCCAGCAUCUCGGACAAGGAAAGAAAAACUGCUAACUGGGAGAAGGUUUUAGGGUUCAGCUGGGUGGUAUUCUGGAUGUCUCUGACUUCUCCCUGGUACAUGUGGCCGUCGCGUCGCAUCGUCGCAGGUGCAGCACCGUGGGUUCUGCCAUUCAACGUGACGAGGCAAAUCGGUAUGCCUAUGAUGUGGGGUUUGUUGGGAGCCUCUGGGAUACUCGUGAAACAGGUAUUUGCAACUUCUUUGUAA
Bipolaris oryzae ATCC 44560 is the source of this 1323-nucleotide messenger RNA. RefSeq lists its product as uncharacterized. NCBI's taxonomy places the organism in Eukaryota, Fungi, Ascomycota, Dothideomycetes, Pleosporales, Pleosporaceae. Gene Ontology annotation, biological process: lipid metabolic process. The record is from RefSeq and is a predicted model, not a curated record. The transcript has 2 exons. The coding region runs from base 1 to 1323 and encodes 440 amino acids.